This is a messenger RNA of Elephantulus edwardii (Cape elephant shrew), 1053 nucleotides long. It is a transcript of the gene ROM1, whose product is annotated as retinal outer segment membrane protein 1. Lineage: Eukaryota; Metazoa; Chordata; Mammalia; Macroscelidea; Macroscelididae. The record is from RefSeq and is a predicted model, not a curated record. Gene Ontology annotation, cellular component: membrane. Gene Ontology annotation, biological process: visual perception. The coding region runs from base 1 to 1053 and encodes 350 amino acids. The transcript has 3 exons.
AUGGCACCGGUGCUGCCCCUGGUGCUGCCCCUGCAGCCCCGCAUCCGCCUGGCACAGGGGCUCUGGCUCCUCUCCUGGCUGCUGGCACUGGCCAGUGGCUUCAUCAUCCUCUGUAGCGGCCACCUACUGGUCCAGCUGUGGCCCCUUCGUACCUUCCUGGCUCCCUCCUGCGCGUUCCCUAGCCUGCCCCAGGUGGCACUGGCAGCGGGGGCAGUGGCUCUGGUUACAGGACUGGUGAGUGCAGGAGCCAGCCGGGCAAGCCUGGACGCAGCUCGGUACCCUCCCUGGAGAGAAGUCUUGAGCCCACUGCUGCUGGCCGGUGCAGUCGUGGGCGGUGGCCUCUUGCUUCUGGCUCUGGGGUUGGCCCUGGGUUUGCCUGGGAGCCUGGACUCAGGGCUGGAGGAAGGCCUGGGGGCCGCCUUGACUCAUUACAAGGAUACAGAGGUGCCAGGGCACUGUCACUCUAAGCGACUGGUGGAUGAGCUGCAGUUGAGACAUCACUGCUGCGGGCGCCAUAGCUAUAAGGAUUGGUUUGUGGUCCAGUGGGUCAGCAACCGCUAUUUGGAUCCUAAUGACCAAGAUGUGACUGAUCGGAUCCAGAGCAACGUGGAAGGCCUCUACCUGAUUGAUGGGGUCCCCUUUUCCUGCUGCAACCCCCACUCACCCCGGCCUUGCCUGCAAAACCGGCUCUCAGAUCCCCAUGCUCACCCCAUCUUUGAUCCCCGGCAGCCCAACUUAAACCUCUGGGCCCCAGGGUGUCAUGAGGUGCUGCUGGUGUACCUGCAAGGGCUGGCGAGUACCCUGGGUGGCACACUGGCUGUCACCUCCCUGCUACAGGCUCUGGUGCUCCUGGGCCUACGGUACUUGCAGACAGCGCUGGAGGGGCUCGGCGGGGUUAUUGAUGGGGAAGGAGAGGCCCAGGGCUAUCUCUUUCCUGCGGGGCUGAAAGACAUGCUGAAGGCAGCCUGGCAACAGGGGGGGGUAGCCCCCAGACCAGCCCCUGAGGAGACCCCACCUGAGGGCCCUCCUCAGGAGGGUCCGCCUGAGACCUAG